Mizuhopecten yessoensis (Yesso scallop) is the source of this 6347-nucleotide messenger RNA. Its product is annotated as receptor-type tyrosine-protein phosphatase epsilon-like. Gene Ontology annotation, molecular function: protein tyrosine phosphatase activity. The transcript is spliced from 28 exons. Bases 160 to 3180 code for a protein of 1006 amino acids. The record is from RefSeq and is a predicted model, not a curated record. Gene Ontology annotation, biological process: protein dephosphorylation. NCBI's taxonomy places the organism in Eukaryota, Metazoa, Mollusca, Bivalvia, Pectinida, Pectinidae.
GAGAAAAAAAAACCUGUUAAACAACAACAUUUAAUUGCCAAUUCUUGAUGUUUUAUAAGAGUCAAAUAUUACUGCGCAACGUGAUGAUAGCUACUGGAGUCGUUGUAAAUAUUCAAUGUUAGAUUAUACAGUUCAGUCUUCAGCUAUAACAUAAAAUGUAUGAUCAUAUGUCUAGACUGCAGUAAUGGAUUCUACGGUGCAGCCUGUACGCAAUGUCCUUUGGGAUGUAGCAGUAGUAGCAGUAAUACAUGUGAUCAAUCGUCAGGAAGUUGUUUUCAAUGCAUUAUUGGAUCAUAUGGCAGUUUCUGUAAUCAGUCUUGCUCCGGUAAUUGCAAAAACAGUGUUUGUGACAAGAGCAACGGCCGGUGUACAGAUGGCUGCACAACAGGAUUUUCAGGCACAUGGUGCAGAUGUCCAGUAAACUGCAAGGACGCUAGCUGCUCUACUGGCCAGUGUUCAGAGUGUACUGAUGGAUACUACGGACCAUUCUGUACACCAUGUCCUAUUGGCUGUAGCAAUGACACAUGUGACAAAACGUCAGGACAUUGUGGUCAAUGUGAUGAUGGAUCCUACGGUAGUUUCUGUAACCAGACCUGUUCUGUUAAUUGUAAAAACAAAGUUUGUAACAUGGUCAACGGUCAGUGUACAGACGGCUGCGUAACUGGAUUUGUAGGCGAUUUCUGUACAUGUCCAGCUAACUGUAUAGACAGUAUCUGUUCAUCUGGCCAGUGUACAGACUGCAAGGAUGGAUUCUACGGACCAGUGUGUACACCAUGUCCUGUUGGCUGUAGCACUGACAAAUGUGACAAAACGUCAGGACAUUGUGGCCAUUGUUCACCUGGAAACUAUGGAGAUACUUGUAAUAAGACCUGCCCGUCUAAUUGUAAGAAUGACACAUGUGGACAACUGAGCGGGGAAUGCACAGAAUGUGACCCCGGAUAUCAUCAGAGUUUUUGUAAUCAGUCCUGUUCGGAGAACUGUUUUAACAGAAUGUGCAACAUAAGCAAUGGACAGUGUUCAGAAUGUGAUGCAGGAUUUCACGGUAAUUUCUGCAGUCAAGUGUGCCCAACCAACUGUAAAAACAACAUCUGUAGCAUGCAAGACGGACAGUGCAUUGAAACGGAGGCUUUGCCAGGAACAUCCGAAAGCCAGGUCGGAACAUAUGCAGGGGCAGUAGUUGGAGUGGUUGUCGUCAUUGCUUUCGUAAUAAUAGUGGUCAUCAUAGUCAUCAGAAGAAGAAAAUUGCCAACAAAAGAGAAGACAUACCAACAUGCAGAGUACGAUGAUGACUUAGAGAAUACGUCAUCCCUGCCUCUUGCUAAAUCAGGGCGCAAAAGCCAUGAGACAUCGAAGCCUGCAAUGUCUGUGACAAAUGAUAAAGCGAUCGAAUACAUCAACGUCUGUGAUGUCGGUAAGAAGGACGAAGAAGUGGUAUAUAGCAAUAUGGACACCUCGGGCGGUGUCUCUAUUGAUGACAUCCGUGCAAUGAUACCAAAAAAGAUGGAAAAUGAAGAAGAAGAAUUUAAGAAGGAAUUCAAGGAGUUACCCUGGGGAGCAGUACAUCCUCACCUAGUAGGUGCUAAAGCAUCCAAUAAACCAAAGAACAGAUUCAAAACAACAUUUCCUUAUGACCAUUCCCGUGUCAUACUGGAUAAGAUUGCGAAUGAUCCUGACUCGACCUACAUUAACGCCAAUUACAUUGACAGUAUCGACGCCUGCCAAGCUUAUGUCGCAUGUCAAGGGCCAAAGCCAAAUACGGUGGACGACUUUUGGAGGAUGGUUUGGCAACUGAACACUGGAAAAAUCGUCAUGGUUACAAACCUUAUCGAGGGCGGCAAUGUCAAAUGUCACCAAUACUGGCCUGACGAAGGUAAAUCUUUAUCAACGAAGCAUUUCAACAUCAGUCUCGAUCGAGAGAGGUCGUAUGCUUUUUAUGUACUACGAGAGAUUUCAGUGACACACAAAAAGACAAAAGAUGAGCGUCAGGUUCACCAGUUCCACUUUACGACGUGGCCAGACCACGGAACUCCGGACACUCUUGAUCUCGUCCUUUUCCACCGCCGUGUGACAUCGUAUAGGACACAUCUUACUGGGCAGAUGGUUGUACACUGCAGUGCUGGAAUCGGGAGGACGGGAACCUUCAUAGGUUUAGAUGCUCUUUCAAAGGAGGAAAAGAAAUCUGGACAAGUGGAUAUUCCCCGUUAUAUAAGAAAGAUGCGGGAGGACCGAAUGAAUAUGGUUCAGACUCAUGAACAGUAUAUCGCUAUUCACGAGUUGCUUGUCGAGACACACGAUCUAACGGAUACUCUGAUUUCCGAUACUGACUUUCCUGUAACUUUGAGAAAAACGCUUCCGCCCGGAAAACCAACAAACCAAACAAAGCUACGAAAAGAAUUUGAAAAUUUACAGACACUCCUUCCCAAAUAUGAUUCAAGUUGCUACAGAGCUGGAAUGAUGAAAGAAAACAAGAGCAAAAACAGAACAAUGUCUAUUAAAGCAGUUGACAUGUAUCGAGCUUACCUGCGGUCACAGGUGGGCGGCAGGAAUGACUACAUCAAUGCUGUUAUGCUACGGUCACACAGGUCGAAAUCAGGGUACCUUAUGACACAGUUUCCGUUAGAGGGCACGGUUGAUGACUUGUGGACGAUGGUGAUUGACUACAACUGUGAGAACAUCGUUGUCCUAGGUACCCCUAAAGAGCACUGGCUUCGAGAAGAGAGCGAAACAAAUGGAGCCCAUGAGGUAUAUGUUAAAAAGCAGAACGCAUUAGAAGUCAUUCCCGACGUCGAUGUUGCUGACUAUAACAUAACAAGCAAGAGCUCCAGUACUGACAUGACAAUACGGAUCUUCACUAUGAAGGAGUGGUCAUCGGAUUCUUUGCUGCCCCCCUCCAACUCGUCCCUUCUCCUCUUGCUUGAGCAGCUGGACAGUCGUCGACGGUCAGACAACACAAGACCUGUGGUCGUCAUGUGUCAGGACGGAUGCACACAGAGUGGACUAUUCUGUUGUAUAUCAAACGUCCGGGAUCAAAUGAAGAUGGAUGAUGAAGUGGACAUAUUUCAAACGUCUAGACAAAUACAAGUCCGACGCCCACAAGCUCUCAGACACAUUGAGCAGUACCAGUACUGUUACAACUUCAUCGGGCAGUAUCUGGACUCAACCAACAUCUACAUCAACUAAAGGCGUGUGAAAUGGGAAUCCUUGCGUCUUUUGAAGGCUGACAGCUAACUAUCUGGAUUGAGAUGCAUGUGAUUUCCAAAUUUCGAUAGUUACUUUCAUGAAACUUAAUUCGAUCGUUUUUGUGGAAGUGAACUUCGUAUAAUAACAGGAUGUGAUUGUCGAUAGAAAGACGUCCCUCCUACAACAGGAAUGUUUGAAAACAGAAACAACAUAUUCAAAUACUUUCCAGGAUUUUGAAAAUCUUCCUCGUAACGCCUGUAUUUUGUGAGACGAUAACAUAUGACACCAAAGCGCAACGCAUUGCAUCAUAGAGACGUACUAUUUGUUAACAAUUAGACUACAUUAUAGUAAUGAUUACCUAUUUACACUCUACAUGAGGAGUAAAAUUAUAAAUAUAAAACCAGCUGAAUAGAUUGCAGAUAUUAUUCAAUGUCUGGUUUUAUGCGUAUUGAAAACAAAAAUAGUAUAAUAAUAACCUUAGAGGGAAAGUGCUUUAAACUAAUUAUAUCAAGUUUUUUACACUGAAAAACAUAUAUCUAUUCAAAUAUUUUUUGUGAUACGGUUGAACAUUUUACAUGUAAGCCUUAUUGUUUUCACUACAACUUGUUUUGUUUAGUGUUUGUGUAUGGUGUAUGUCCUAUUAACAACGUUGAUCAAUUAAGGACGAUCCAGGGUUUGUAAGUGGGGGAGAACCGCCGUAUCUGAAGAAAAAACACCGACCUACGGACAGGACCUGGCCACUGCCCCACAUAUGCCUUAAACCUACGACCUCCAGUGGUGAUUGGCUAGUGAUCGUAGACAGUCUAACGUCUGAACCACUCGGCCACCGUGGCUCCUUGCUAAAAGUACAUAUACUUUAAUGUAUGUUGAUAUGUUAAAGGUUUAUUACAUCAAACGCUGGUUUCAUUGUUAUUCACACUACAUAGAUUUGAUAGUUGAUUUGGGAUGAUGUAGUUAACCUUUGUCUUCUAAAAAGGAAGGAUUUAUAAUGACAGCAAAUAUCUAUGUUUAAAAAAAAUGUGUUCCGGUAGCAGAAAGAUUUUGAAAACUAAAUGUAAAUUGAGGUUCUCCUAUCUAUAGCGAUGUAAAUAAUUUCUUCUCCUGCAUGUUGUUAGAAAUUUUCAUUUUAAAACUUUCUACCCCAGACACCCUUCGAAAUCUAAGUCAUACUUAGUCAGCGUUGUUUAUUAACUAAUACACAUACAGUUGCGUUGUAUUUUUCUUGUAAUUACCAGUGUCAAGUUCUGACCAUGCAUGGCAAUCAGAAAGGAUGCAUAUGACAAGAGCAUCACAAUUUUAGCACCACAACAGUUAUACUACACGAUUUGUAAAAACAAAUAUUAGCUGAUACGAAUUUCAUCUCUGGGCGAGUAUGUCCAGUAAACAUUGCAUAAAACACUGCUGUGGUUCAGUUUCGUCAGCACUCGAGAUCAAACCGUGUGGCAGUCUCAGUAAGCAUAGCUUUUUGACAAUUACCGUGUUAUAUGACGCUCUUAUUAAUUAUUAAGUUAUGUUGUUGUUCACAUUUGUUUAAAGUUUAUACAAAAUUAUAUAUUUUUGAUAUGUGUUUUACAUAUGCCUUUAUUUUGUUUUGUUUGCUGUUUCAUAUACAACAGUUACGGAACAAGCGUAAACUUUAAGGAUAUGCCUUGUUGAAUACAAGUUAUAUUCUCUGUUGUCUUUGGCGAAUAUCAAACACGAAAGAAAAUGAAAAUAUUGAUUCAAUAUAACAUUCAUUAACCAAUUUGGACAUGUAACUCAAACAAAUAAUGCUACUGCCCUCAUCGUCUUGAGUGCAUCAAAUGACGAUGCAUUGGACCAAAUCAUUAUGUAUUUAAAGCACUAUGAUUUUGUUAUUUAAUUUAUUUCAUAUCAUCUUCUUGAUAUUAUUUUAUCAUAAAGCAAUGUCUGUCAGUUGUACAAUCAAAUUAAACAUGAUAAUGAUGCUCUUUACAUUGACAUUGACCACUAAAAACCAUACACUAUCGAGUUAUACAUUUAAUACCACAGCUUAUAUAUAUAAGUUGUACAAUGAUAUAAAUAGAAGUUGUACAAUGAUAUAUUUCUCUUUAUAAAUAUAUAUAUUUAUAUAUAUAUCGUAUUGUUAAUCAUAUUUAAUUCAUAACUAUAAAUACUACAUUAGACUAAAACAGUUUAAUGGGCGUAUAAACAGCACAUGCAUAAUCGCAAAUGUCUUCUUUGUCACUAAUCAAAACCUUAUCAAAAAUCGGAGUUACUUUCAAUAUUAUGUAUGAUUUCAAUAACCUAUUUCUCUACAAUAUAUUAUGACAAUAAAUAUAUUGGUAGAUCCGAAUAAGAUAAAUAUUAAUAGACAAUUUUCGAACUCACGGAACUCAGUAUACACACUCUCUCAAUAGAGGUAUUUUGUACAAAGGGGAAAAGAAAAAGUAUCGGAAAAAUACCUUAAGAUCAUUACAACAUGCAAGUCCCUGGGAUAACUUUGUUUCUAUCUUUUAAAAUCCGAAAGAGCUAAAUUCCUUGUUAUCAUGUUCUCCUUAAUUUUCCCGUUAAAUAACGGUAGGAUUGACCUCUUAGAUAUUAAGAUCUGUCACACAAACUAUCAAAACCCACUAACUGACACUUAAUUCAUACUUAUGUCAUUGAUAAAAGCUGUGAAACAAAAUAAUUGCUCCUCAUUUGUACAAAUGGCAGAAGUGUUACAUAAUGUUACAUUUCGUUUUUCGCUUACACUACAAAGACUAUUAUGUAUCGAGUAUGUUUAUUUAGAAAAAAUAAAUGAAAAUGUAUAGAAAGAUGCGACCACAAAUACAAUAUUAUUAUUCGAAUUUAAUUAAAGAAGAGCUGUGAGUUUUAAUAUUUCCUAAACAGUUUAUCUUAACUAUUAAUUUUCAUAUACAUAUUUAUCAAUUAUUUCUUUUAGUUAGAAUUAAAUAAAAUGGUGCAUUACCAUUUUUUGUCAAACUAACAUUUUAGUUUCUUGUUAACCGAAUAGCACUGUCUAAAUUUUGUAUAUAUCAUGUGACUUAUUCAAUUUAAAACCACCAAUAAGGUAAAUACAUACAUGUAGCAUCCCAAUAUUUGUCUGUGGUAAAUCAAUUAAUCUAUAACUGCACUAAUAAUUUACACAAACACUUACAUUAUCACAAAAACUUACAUUAACACAAACACUUACACUAACACAAACA